This is a messenger RNA of Penicillium chermesinum, 1539 nucleotides long. RefSeq names its product dihydrolipoyl dehydrogenase. Lineage: Eukaryota; Fungi; Ascomycota; Eurotiomycetes; Eurotiales; Aspergillaceae. Gene Ontology annotation, cellular component: oxoglutarate dehydrogenase complex; mitochondrion. The record is from RefSeq and is a predicted model, not a curated record. Bases 1 to 1539 code for a protein of 512 amino acids. Gene Ontology annotation, molecular function: dihydrolipoyl dehydrogenase (NADH) activity; flavin adenine dinucleotide binding. The transcript is spliced from 4 exons.
AUGUUCCGCUCUGUCCUUCCCCGGGCUUCGCCCCGGGCACCCCUGCGCGCCUGCGGUCCUAAGGCCGUCCCUUUCAACCUCGUCACUCCUACCGUCUUCAUUGGCGUUUCAAAACGUGGCUAUGCCUCUGAGGCUGGAGACCAUGAUCUAGUUAUCAUCGGCGGUGGUGUCGCCGGUUACGUCGCUGCUAUCAAGGCCGGCCAAGAGGGUCUUAAGACUGCCUGUAUCGAGAAGCGUGGAUCUCUCGGUGGUACCUGCUUGAACGUCGGCUGUAUCCCAUCAAAGUCCCUCCUGAACAACUCCCACCUCUACCACCAGAUCCUCCACGACACCAAGAAGCGCGGUAUCGAGGUUGGCGAUGUGAAGCUCAACCUGACCCAGAUGCUCAAGGCCAAGGACGCCUCCGUUGAGGGUCUGACCAAGGGUGUUGAGUUCUUGCUGAAGAAGAACGGUGUUGACUAUAUUAAGGGUGCUGGUUCCUUCGUCGAUGCCAACACUGUCAAGGUCGACCUGCUUGACGGUGGUGAGCAGACUGUCCGCGGAAAGAACAUCCUGAUCGCUACUGGCUCAGAGUCGACUCCUUUCCCCGGCCUCAACAUCGACGAGAAGCGCAUUGUCACCAGCACUGGUGCUCUUGAGCUCAAGGAGGUUCCUAAGAAGAUGGUUGUCAUCGGUGGUGGUAUUAUCGGUCUCGAGAUGGCCUCCGUCUGGUCCCGUCUCGGUUCCGAGGUUACUGUUGUUGAGUUCCUUGGCCAGAUCGGUGGUCCCGGCAUGGACGCGGAGAUCGCCAAGCAGGCCCAAAAGAUCCUGGCCAAGCAGGGCAUCAAGUUCAAGACCGGUACUAAGGUCACCAAGGGUGACGACAGCGGUGCUACCGUCAGCCUGAGCGUUGAGGCUGCCAAGGGUGGCAAGGAGGAGACUCUCGACGCUGAUGUCGUCCUGGUCGCCAUCGGCCGCCGCCCUUACACUGAGGGUCUUGGUCUGGAGAACAUCGGUAUCGACAAGGACGAGCGUGGCCGCCUGGUCAUUGAUCAGGAGUACCGCACCAAGAUCCCCCACAUCCGUGUCGUCGGUGACGUUACCUUCGGCCCUAUGCUGGCUCACAAGGCGGAGGAAGAGGCCGUUGCCGCCAUUGAGUACAUCAAGAAGGGCCACGGCCACGUCAACUAUGCCGCCAUUCCCAGUGUCAUGUACACUCACCCCGAGGUCGCCUGGGUUGGCCAGAACGAGGCUGAGGUCAAGGCUUCCGGCGUGAAGUACAACGUCGGCACCUUCCCCUUCAGCGCGAACUCUCGCGCCAAGACCAACCUCGACACUGAGGGUGUUGUCAAGUUCAUUUCUGACGCCGAGACUGACCGUAUCCUCGGUGUGCACAUCAUCGGUGCCGGUGCCGGCGAGAUGAUCGCCGAGGCCACUCUGGCCGUUGAGUACGGUGCUUCCAGCGAGGAUGUUGCCCGUACCUGCCACGCCCACCCCACCCUCUCCGAGGCCUUCAAGGAGGCUGCCAUGGCCACCUACUCCAAGCCCAUCCACUUCUAG